AUGCCCCAACGCCUGUUAACCUUUCAUUAUCCUGCCUAUGCCCUCGUCCCCUGCCCUCAGUCACACGUAGGCGCGACCACUCGCGCAUGUCCUGCCCCGGCACCCUUCAUCCCCCCGUCUCCCCUAAUCCUUCUUCCCCUCCUCCUUGUCCCCCCGUCGCUAAACAGAGUUAGUCCCACAAUCAUCCCUUGUCCCAUGAGUCACCCUCGCAUUUGCAUGGUGGUCCCAGUAACUUGCGAGUGGGGCCACCCCUCUUUCCCAUUUUGCGUCUUAACCGUCACCCUUUUGACCGAGCAAUCGCCGUUCACAACCCCCACAUCCCUUUAUGCCCCCACUCCUGUGAACCCUGCGAUAUCAUUCCCAUCCCCUCGUCCCCUGCCCUCACUCACGCACAGGUAUCAUCCCCACAAUCAUCCCGUAUCCCAUGGCUCACUCAACUGCAGGCGCGCCGCUCGCCCAUGUCCUGUGCCAGCUUGCGCAGCAGCAUGCGGCCUGCUAGAGGGGGAGAGGGGAGAGGGGGAAGGCGGAACGACUUAUAACCAGCUUGCGCUGCACCAUGCGAUCGAUCUGCUAUUGCUGGCACACAGCCCUCACACACCUCGUUGGGGAGGAGGGGGGGAUUUGGAGAAGCGGGGCUGGGAGAAAGGGGGAAGAAUGGCUUCAAGUUAUGACCAGCUUACACAGCACCAUGCGGUCUGCUGGCAUGUGGUCCUCAUACACGGCAUGUGGCUGGGUGAGGAGACGGGCGGAAAGAGCACGGGGGAGAGGGAACAGAGGCACCAUACGUCCUCUCCCAACACUCUCCCUGCCCCCACAUCUCCCCUUUCCCACAGCCACGUCCCCCUGCCUCGCCCGCACCUCGAGGAAGGCGUCUGCAAUCUUGCAGCGGGACCACCCGCUCUCACUCUCCAUGCCCAUCUGCCACCGCCGCUCCGCCUCGUGCGGCCUCCUAGAUCAUCAUGCCAUCAGAACCAGCCAUAUCUGCAAGCACCUUUACUCGCAACAGGCGCACGGAGAUUGCCCUCUCUCUGGCCCCACAUCUCCCUUUCCCCACGCCCACGUCUCCCUGUCCCUCAACCGCACCUGGAGGAAGGCAUCGGCGGUCUCUUCGCGGGAGAACCCGCUCUCAUUCUCUAUUCCCAUCUGCCACUGCCGCUCCGUCUCGCGCGGGUUUGA
Molecule: messenger RNA, 1176 nt
Organism: Closterium sp. NIES-65
Lineage: Eukaryota; Viridiplantae; Streptophyta; Zygnematophyceae; Desmidiales; Closteriaceae
Source: the annotation of a GenBank genome assembly